AUGUCUUUCACCAAAAAUGGAGUGUAUACUGUCAGAAAUAUCGGCAAAGACCUCAUGCUCGAUCUGAAGGACGACAGCACCUGGAUGAUCAAGAAACAAACCGAGCCAAAGAACUCCGACAACACUUUCACCAUUCAGACCUACAACAAGGGCUACAAUGGCAAUGGAUUCUUCACCACUGUCAAGGAGGGUGUGAAUGAACCAGUCGUUUAUGACAGGUCCGCGUUUCUCGUCGAACUUGUUCAAGGCGUGAAUGAGACUUAUAGGAUUAGUUUCACUCUCGGGAACCCAGACCUGGUGUGCUAUCCCUUCCGGACGAUGACACUAGUGAAACUGGCGAAUUUCAACUCAGCGGAUGCCUACCAGCAGUGGGUACUCACCCCUGUCAACUAG
Messenger RNA from Suillus subaureus, 393 nucleotides. RefSeq lists its product as uncharacterized. NCBI's taxonomy places the organism in Eukaryota, Fungi, Basidiomycota, Agaricomycetes, Boletales, Suillaceae. The record is from RefSeq and is a predicted model, not a curated record. Bases 1 to 393 code for a protein of 130 amino acids. The transcript is spliced from 5 exons.